UCUGCUGCUCCACCUCCACCAGACUCUGUUGCACUGUGUUCCUCCCACCCUCAUGCUUUCCAGCAGAAUCGCUGAGGUGUUUCAUCAAACUCGCCCUGCUGUGGCUGCAGUUGCUUUCUUACUUCGUCUGACUUUUCAGGGGGGUCUCGGCACAGUCCGACAUGGCCAUCUCUAUCUCCCUCCAGUGCCUCGGACUCACGAUACUUGCGGCUAUCCUCCUGCAGACCGUCGCGGUCGCCGUGAGCUUCGUGUACUUCAACAAAGUCCUGAACACGAUGCAAGAGAGUUUUUCGCGGAGCAGCGUCUCCUGUCUGACGAAUUCAAAGCUACAGUCAGAGUUCCUGGAUCCAGCAGCCGAGGGCAGGAGAAGCAGCGAUCCCUGUUGGCAGGUCACACAGCAGCUCCACUUCCACAUCGAGAAGAAGAUUGCUGACAGAUUCCAGGGGGAGAUAUCCACUGCCAUGAGAAAUAAGUUGACGGGAGUGCUGCCUAUCUUGGGCCCUGGGGUGCGUGGGGUUCCUCUUCCUAAAGUUGCUGCCCAUGUAACUGGUGUUGCCUCAUCGACAAAGGCUCCAGCAGCAGCAGAGAGUCCGCGGAGCAGCAGGAGGUACUCCGGCGAGCGCAUCAGCGCGUGGGAGGGACAGAGGGGUCUGUCCUUCCUGCAGAACAUGGAGCUUAAAGGAGGGGAGCUGCUCGUACCAAGGGGAGGUCUGUACUACAUCUACGCCCAGACCUACUUCAGGCUGCCUUCAGCGGGGGAGACGGAGGGGGAAGCAACAGGGGACGAGGGAGCAGAACUCGUCCAGUACAUUUAUAAAAAGAUGAGCUCCUACACGGGACCCAUCCUGUUGAUGAAGUCGUCCCGGAGCGUGUGCUGGCCCCGGGGUCAGGAGCCGGGCCUGUUCUCUCUGCACCAGGCCGGGACGGCCUUUCUGCAGCCGGCCGACCGCCUUUUCGUCACCGUCAGCAACGCCAGCGCCAUGGAGACGGACGGGAGGGCGAGCUACUUUGGGGCUUUCCUGGUGGACUAAAGGAGUCAACCGGGGGCUAGCCAGAGUGGUCAGGAGACGAUACAUGUCGCUGUGUGAAGAUACAAGACUGGAAGAUAAGAGAAACAUUUAAAAAAAAAAAAAAAAAACUUAUGGAGAGCAGCGCUGUGGGGCUGAGAUCACUAAGCUGCAGAGGAAAAAUGAAUCCUCCGCCCCUCUAAAAGCAAGAAGGAUGAGCUGUCUUACGCAUUUACUCCAAAAACAGAAAGUUAUGAACACACUUCAUAUGCAGCGAUGACUGGAAACAAGGACAUACAACUGGCGCCUUUGUUGUGAUUCUGUGUGGACCAGCUGUACUUGGAAAGCGCACCGUUGGGAACUGAUGAAUAUGUGUGCGCCGGUACAACAUGUGUGGAUUAUGUUAAAGAAGCACUAAAACUGGAUUGUAAAUACUGGGACUGCUUUCUAUUGUGAGAACUGAAAAAAA
Fundulus heteroclitus (mummichog) is the source of this 1476-nucleotide messenger RNA. Its product is annotated as tumor necrosis factor ligand superfamily member 10. The coding region runs from base 162 to 1031 and encodes 289 amino acids. Gene Ontology annotation, molecular function: tumor necrosis factor receptor binding. Lineage: Eukaryota; Metazoa; Chordata; Actinopteri; Cyprinodontiformes; Fundulidae. The transcript has 6 exons. The record is from RefSeq and is a predicted model, not a curated record. Gene Ontology annotation, biological process: immune response. Gene Ontology annotation, cellular component: membrane.